This is a messenger RNA of Closterium sp. NIES-67, 2626 nucleotides long. The record is from the annotation of a GenBank genome assembly. NCBI's taxonomy places the organism in Eukaryota, Viridiplantae, Streptophyta, Zygnematophyceae, Desmidiales, Closteriaceae.
CUCUAGCAGCGCAAGCUUCGACGGGGGCAUCAAGGUUGAGUCAGUCUGAGCUGAGGCGCAACCUCUCAGCAACUGACGGCGGGUUCCAUCAGUCCAGUGACUCGAGAAGUCUACGGUUAAAUUCCGUCAUGACGAACGAGUUCAUUGGCGCCCUUCACUGCUGGAAAUUCGCCGUACGAGCCAUGAUUUCACGGUUCGGAGGAAUUCGGGAAUCUGGCCCUCAGCCAUCCUCUGAUCAUCAGGCAGGACCCUCUGGAGCCGAGGGAGACGCCACACCUAGUCCGCCAUCUACUUCUGGAUCUGAAGUGGUUCAUUCGAUCAAGUCUGGUCCAUCAACGAGGGCAACGACUGUUAUCUUGAAGAAUGCGACAGAUGUUACUAUCCAGGCGUUUUGGGUUGAUUACGACGGCAAGGAGGUUGCUUACGAAAAGAUUAAGCCAGGAAAAACUUACCGACAGCGCACUUUCGUGUUGCACCCAUGGGUCUUUCGUGAAUGCGCCUCGAAUGAGCCACUCGUAGUUGGAAAGAAGCUGGUGGCUCUUCCUGAUGACGCUGAGGAGAGUGAAAUGGUGAUAAUCAGGCCUGGAUAUAUCAAAUGGAGCCCUGCAACGCACGAUCGUUUUCCAGAAGCUUUCAGGAAAAGUGUGAAAGCCUUACUUCUUUCCUAUCAAUGGUGCCAGGUCAAGUCAGAAAACAUGGAAAAGGCGUGGAGCCACGACCAUUUGGGUUUGCAGAUGUCUCAGCUUCCCCUGGACCUGAUUCAUGCACUUAUUGAGAUGGCCGCACCCGAGGUUCUCGACAUCGAAAACUGAGCCACCGCCCAAGUGCCAUCAAGCCAUCAAUCCCCCUGAUCCGAAAGCUGUGUUUGUUUCUGCCUGUGACUGGUUUAUUAUUCUCAAUAACUCAGCCUGCUCGAAGGGCAAGACAGGGGAACAAUGUCUGACAAUGCUGGCAUGCUAGAAACAAUUGCAGCCAACAAAAUUGGAAUCAGCAAGUACGAGAAUUGAUCAACACUGGGAAAGGGUUAAGGGUAGAACAUUUGUGUCGCCAGGGUAGAACAUAAACGUCACUAAGGUAGAACCCCAAUUUGAAGAAAUAUUUGUAUUGGGGGAAACUUCAGUAACUAUUCCAAACCCUCAUCUCUGCUGAUCAUGUGUCUCCACACCAUAUCGUACGAUGCAGGCCCUCAGAUUCGUUUCAGGCCACGCUGAUUGAUCAGUGUCGAUCUCAAAAAACACCCUGAAAAUCAGUUUUUGGUAGUAGUUUUCUUACUGGUUGGCCCUGGUUCUUUCGUUUUCAAGGCUGUUUCAUCACGAUCGGUACAAGAGAACAGCCUGAAAAAAACAAAAUCAGCGUAAUAAGUCUGAUAACUGUGGGCCUGCUCCGAUGUUAGUGUCGGAGAUCGGACUAAAAAUGGUUGAUUGCGUAGCGAAAGCGUUGAACCAUAAAUGGUUGAUUGCUCAAAGAAAAUACAAGCAUUUGUACUACUCUCUAAGCUCCUCCAAGAGCCUCUUGGAGCGGUUGGAGCGGUUGCUAGAGGCGUCUCUCAUUCCUUCAGCAGCCACUCUCCCUCCUUUUCUUAGCUCUUAGAUCGUCACUACCGUAGGCCGUCAUAGCAAAUUCGCCGCUGCGUAUUUCGCUCGCUGCUGGCAGCGAAAUCCUUGCUGCAGUGGCGAAUUCCAUGCUGCAGUGGCGAAUUCCAUGCUGCAGUGGCGAAAUCCUUGCAGCAGAUCCGAGAUCCAGUGGCGAAAUGUUAGCUCCUGCUAAGCGAAACAUUUAGGGCAGUGACGGAUGCUGUGGAUAGUCGCGAAACGCUUGUUCCAGUCUCGAAAUGUCAGCUUUACUCCCGAAAUUUCAGCUUCAGUCCUGAAAUGCUAGCUUCGGUUACGAAAUGCAAGCUGCUGUGGCGAGAUGCUUGCUGCAGCUGCGAAAUCCUUGGGUCAGCUGCGAAAUCCUUGGGGCACCUGCGAAAUGGUGCAGCUACAUCCAUGAUGUUGCUGCAGAUUGCGAAUUUUUGCUGCUCCUGCUUCAAAAUACUUCCAGAGGCAUCUGCAGCAGCAGCUGCUGCUGAGACCGCCAUGCUGCAAUAGCUGCGGCUCUGCAUUCAGAGGUCCUCCUGCUGUUGCUUCUGCCGCGACUCCUGGCAGCAGCGUUCAAACCAAGAAUUGGUAUCAGGUGCUGCUGCCGGAGGCUGUCCUUGCUGCCGGGUUCCUGCACCUGGGCGGCCGAUUCGCGACGAAUGCACAGAGGAAUGGGGCAGACAACCUUCGAGGGAGCUUCGCAUCAUCAGGAUCGUUUCUUCUCCCAUUUCCUUGCGUGUUCCAGCUGCUGUCACUUGCUGCCCCCUGACUCCGCAGGCUCAACAGUAAGUGCAUGGCGAGGGGCAUCAGGCUCUGCUGCAGCAUUCUUCUUAUCAUCAGGUGGUGCAUGCAGGUUGAGAAGGGGCAUUUAUGUCAAACCCCUUGCAGUGGUGGACGCCUCCAUUGCCACCAGUAGGGGGGGGUCUGUCAACUUAUGCAUAUAUUUGUAUGUAGAAGUUAUAGGCUAGAUAGGUGUCCCUUCUUAGAGGGUACAACUCCAACCCUAUAUCUCCUUUGUUCUCACAUACCGCUAAUCAUUCUAGCAU